Phlebotomus papatasi is the source of this 985-nucleotide messenger RNA. RefSeq lists its product as uncharacterized. NCBI's taxonomy places the organism in Eukaryota, Metazoa, Arthropoda, Insecta, Diptera, Psychodidae. The record is from RefSeq and is a predicted model, not a curated record. The transcript has 2 exons. Bases 76 to 552 code for a protein of 158 amino acids.
CCAGUUUUACACAAAAUUCGCGCUUCCCUCGGAAAUUUUUGCUUUUCCCACUAUUUUUUUCCAUUAUAUUUGCAAAUGGAGAAAACUGAUAUAAUAUUGUGGGUCGGGUCGUACACUUUGAUCAUUCUGGUAUUUUGUUUAAUUUUCUGUCUUAGACAUAAACAGGAUCGAGAGCGGGAAAAUGAACAAGAUCGGGAACGAGAACGUAUACGAGCAGGUCGAAUUCGAAGAGCUAAUCCCCUCUUACCACUCUCGAAUCACGGACCCCACAUGUGUGCAGAUCCUGGAGCAUUUCAUACAACAGAAACUGGAGAAUCAGAACGUCCAAUAGGAUUUGCACCGGAAGUAAUGAACGGAACAACUGAAAAUGAAGUUCCAUCGGCACCACUUCCUUCGUGCCCGGUGGAAGAUUCACCACCAAGGCAUGAUACUACUUUGGAAUCAUCAUUUUCAGAGCAUCCGUGUAACAAUGAUAUUGAUCCGCCUUCUUAUGAAGAAGUAGUGAGCAAUGAAACUUACUACGAGCAACCGUCCGAGCCAUCCGAGCCUUAAUCUUAAUUAGUAAUGUAAGAACGGAAACUCAAACGCCUCUCUUCCUUCUCAACUCCAACAUGACCAACAACCUCAUUACCUCUCAAAGUAAACAGGAAUCUCCUUAACAACUAAAAAAGACUUAAGAUCAUUCAGAUCAACUGUACAUAAAGACAAAAUCUUCAAAUACGGCUCAGACCGUUUAGACAGGGUAAAAAAGAAACUACAAAACUGCCACCAUCGUUAACCAUUACUACCUCAAGAGCUUGAACAACAAGGAAUCUAGCGAAGCAAUUAUAACUAAGAAUAGGCUACAUUCCUGCCAUUUAAUAUUAAAAUAGAAAAAAAAUGUUACAGGCUAUUUUAUCGCCCUCGAAUAUGAGAAAAACUUCGAAUGAUGUACAAAUAUUCUUUUAAUUUUUGAAUAAAAUGUUAUAUAACUUUGGGAUAUGGA